This is a messenger RNA of Vigna umbellata (rice bean), 1015 nucleotides long. RefSeq names its product DNA-directed RNA polymerase subunit beta. Gene Ontology annotation, cellular component: chloroplast. NCBI's taxonomy places the organism in Eukaryota, Viridiplantae, Streptophyta, Magnoliopsida, Fabales, Fabaceae. The record is from RefSeq and is a predicted model, not a curated record.
UGUAGACCCUAAUUCAAUAGUCUUUUGCUCUUCUCUGGUGUGCUCUGUUCUGUUAUGCUCUCUAUUCUAUCCUUUUCUACUUCCAAAAUCCUCUGUUUUUUCUUCCAUGAAUUCACUUUCUUUAACUUCCUUCCUUUCCAUACCCUCACCACCAUGCAACUUCCAUUCCCUUCUUCAAUCCAAGCACCAACCUUUUACGCACAAUCUCCGUUCCACUGCUCUCACUCUCUCUCCAAUUUCUCUCACACCAAAACCCUCUUUGCGGCGAGCCACUGACUCGAACAUCGACGCCCCCAUUUCUCUGCCGGAGGGGGCGUCUUUUGUUUCCAUCCCAGAAAUCGUGGAGAAGGACUGGUCCGUGCUUGAUUGCGUCGAACAGCGAAGCGUGGAGCGCAUUGUGUCUGCGGGGAAGGUCCAAGAGGGUUCGAGGGUUUUGGUUUCAACUGGGUCAGAAGACUUUGUGGAUUCCUUGGUGGGGUUGACUUCCUCUCUGUUCGUUGUCCAUGACUCGCUUCUGGUGUUGGCCUGCAUCAAAGAGAAAUAUGACAGGGUUAAGUGUUGGCAAGGAGAGAUUGUACAUGUUCCGGAAAAGUGGGCUCCUUUUGAUGCUGUUUUCCUUUAUUUUCUUCCCGCGUUACCCUUCAAGCUUGACCAAAUUCUCGGAUCUUUGGCUGGGAAAUGUGCUCCAGGUGGAAGAGUGAUUAUCAGUCAUCCCAAAGGGAGAGAAGUAUUAGAACAGCAACGACAACAGUACCCAGAUGUAGUGGUUUCUGACAUACCUGAUAAAACAUAUUUGCAAAGUGUUGCAGCAGCUCACUCUUUUGAUGUAGCUGAAUUUGUGGAUGAACCUGGCCUAUACUUAGCCGUUUUGAUCUGCUCCAGGACUUAAUGCCUAGAGUAUACACAUUUUUAUUGAACUUCUUGUAUCAUGUUUUCCUUUUUUUGACUUAUAACUUGAAUUUUUAGAUGAAAAGUCAUUAAAUGAUAUAAUGUGAUCUUUUUCUCGCUUGUAAAA